CGCCGGCGGCGGCGGCGGAGGGGGCGCCGCGGGCGGGCGAUGUGAGCGCGGCGCGCGGCCCAGAUUACGCCUGGUGUCGGGAGAAAUGGACAGCAGCAGUUUCAUUCAGUUUGAUGUGCCUGAGCACAGCAGCACUGUUCUGAGCCAACUAAACGAGCUCCGCCUGCAAGGGAAGCUAUGCGACAUCAUCGUCCACAUUCAGGGUCAGCCGUUCCGAGCUCACAAGGCCGUCCUUGCAGCCAGCUCCCCGUAUUUCCGGGACCAUUCAGCACUGAGCACUAUGAGUGGCUUGUCGAUAUCUGUGAUUAAGAACCCCAGCGUGUUUGAGCAGUUGCUCUCCUUCUGUUACACUGGAAGGAUGUCCUUGCAGCUGAAGGAUGUUGUCAGUUUUCUGACGGCAGCCAGCUUUCUUCAGAUGCAGUGUGUCAUUGACAAGUGCACGCAGAUCCUGGAGAGCAUCCACUCAAAGAUCAGCGUGGGAGAUGUUGACUCUGUCACCAUUGGUGCUGAAGAGAAUUCUGAGAGCCAGAACGGGGUGAAAGAUGGCAGCUUCUUCGCCAAUCCUGUUGAGAUCUCCCCUCCAUAUUGCCCUCAGGUACGGCCGCCUCCAGUCAGCAGUGAUCUCCGGAUGGAGACAACCCCCAGCAAAGCCCUUCGGAGCCGCUUACAGGAAGAGGGGCACUCAGAUCGGGGAAGCAGUGGGAGUGUGUCUGAGUAUGAGAUUCAGAUUGAAGGGGACCACGAGCAAGGGGACUUGUUGGUGAGGGAGAGCCAGAUCACAGAGGUGAAAGUGAAGAUGGAGAAGUCUGACCGGCCCAGCUGUUCUGACAGCUCCUCCCUGGGAGACGACGGCUACCACACGGAGAUGGUGGAUGGGGAACAAGUUGUGGCUGUGAAUGUAGGCGCCUAUGGCUCUGUGCUCCAGCAUGCGUACCCCUACUCCCAGGCAACCUCACAACCUUCCAGUGUGCCAGAAGCUUUUGGAGGUCAGAGCAAUUCCAGCCCAUCUAGGUCCAUGCUGAGCUGCUUCCGAGGCCGCGGGGCCCGCCAGAAGCGGGCUCUGUCUGUUCACCUGCACAGUGACCUGCAGGGUGUGGUGCCAGGCUCUGACAGUGAAGCCAUGAUGAACAAUCCUGGUUAUGAGAGCAGUCCCCGGGAGAGGAGUGCCAGAGGCUACUGGUACCCAUACAACGAGCGGUUGAUCUGUAUUUACUGUGGGAAGUCCUUUAACCAGAAGGGAAGCCUCGACAGGCACAUGCGGCUGCAUAUGGGCAUCACUCCCUUUGUGUGCAAGUUCUGUGGGAAGAAGUACACACGCAAGGACCAGCUGGAGUACCACAUCCGGGGCCACACUGACGACAAACCAUUCCGCUGCGAGGUCUGUGGCAAGUGCUUUCCAUUCCAGGGCACCCUCAACCAGCACCUGAGAAAAAACCACCCGGGUGUCACCGAGGUCAGGAGUCGCAUGGAGUCCCCCGAAAGAACAGAUGUGUACAUGGAACAGAAACUCGAAAGUGAUGCGGCAGCCUCAGAGAUGGCACUAGAUUCCCGCAUGGAAAUCCACACGGUAUCUGAUGCACCUGACUAAGGUGACAGAGAAGGAGCACCUGAACAAAGCACAUCAAUCAAUGCAUCGUUGUGAUUUGCUUUGUUGUAAUCUUUGCUUUUCCCCACCAUCUGGAAAUCUCCCGGUUCCUCCCGGUUUCUUGCUAGUUUCUCUGAAGGUUCUGGGUGGGGUACUUCUUGUGUUUACCCUCCCCUCCCAUCCCCUUCCCUUCUCCAAGGAGCUCAAAGCAUGAAGGGCAGCAUAUCCAGGGAAAACACAGGCUGACAGUAUUCCUCUUUGGCUGAACGUUUCUCCCAACUCUGCCAGUGAUUCAACUAUGCCAACUGGUUGACCCUACGUUCUCUGCCAAAAGAGGCAGGCGCUCUCUAUGGGUGCUAGCCCCAGUGUGUUUUCAUGGAGAGGCUAGGAUGCCGUCAGCUGGUACAAAUGGGUAACCUUUUCUAAUUUAAAAUUACUUUUAGGGGGUAGUUAGACAAUUUAUAUAUAUAUAUAAUAAAGUGGUUAUUAUAUAUAUAGUAUAUAUACAUUCUCAAAUUUGAGUUUAUUCUGGUUGAGGUGAAUGUAAGAGGAAUAUAUAAUUUAAUACAAUGUGAACAGAGCUCAGACUCUGUUUCAGCCCCACCUACUAUGUUAGUUUUAACCCUUCGUUUCCCUUACAGAAGAAUGUCAAUAGAUUUUGAUAUAUAGUAAUCAUGGUGUCCAAAUGCAAGCAAAGCAAAUCACAGUGUUCGUAGCUCUGUUUCAUAACAAACACAUAAACCAAAUGCCAUAAAAUUCCUCCAACUGUAGUGGGAAACCAUUUUGGAAUUUUUGUUUGUUGUCCAGGUACACUGGACAACCUGUGGUGCUGACCUUUCUAUACAAUGUAGUGUUAUAUUAGCCAACCCCAAAGGAGCAGUGGUUUUCAAGGUUUUUACUGGCCUACAAAUCUACCUUCAUUCCGUACUGUAGAAGCAUACAUACCAGGUAACUAAAUCCAGUCGCUCCGUCGGGAGUUAGUACUCUCACUAAAGGACAGGAAUUUGUAGCGCUUGUCUACAAAAUUCUCCAAGCAGUGUUGUAGUUCUGUUGUUUUGUUUUCUUUUGGGUUUUUCUCUCUCUCCUCAAACAGCCAGUUCAGGUGCACAACAACUUUUUCUAUGCAGUUCCCAGGGAAACUGCAGAACUUGGAAUUUGUACUUUUUGUAAAGCUAUACUCUAUGGGAAUUGCAAGCAAUAUAUCUAUCUUAGUAUUGUGUGUGCUAACAGAGCCUCAGUGGCUCCCCACUCAGUGUUUCCUGCUUGAAGAAAAAAGUCAAAACCCUCCAAGAUCCUCUGUGUGUCACCAAAUCUGUGUAUGUCUCACCAUUUUUGGUCAUGUGGUGCUAUUUUUAUGUUAAAUAUCUUUUAGGUCAGUAUCCGUCUAGAAAAUGUGAAACCUACCAGUAGUAAUGACGUAGUUACUUUCCUCUCAAGCUCACAGCUUGAAAAAAAAACCUCAAAAGCAUGUGCUGGCAAACAGGUUACUGUCUGAGUUGUGUCUGGUCAGUGCUUCUCUGCUGUUAGGUCCAUAUACACCAGCAGGCUUCACAGAUAGCUCUGGUUCUGUGGAUUCAGGCAAAGGGCAGUUUAGGAAGCAGCUGAGGGGCCGGUCUUGCAGCUGUGCUCUGCUCUGCCUGAGAACCUGGACUCUAACAAAUAAACAGAAACUCAGAAGCUAAGGACCACCCUCAAAGGCUACAAGCUAAAGAAUACGGAAAAGAUGUUUGCUGGUUUGCCAUGCUUUUUUGGCUGUUAAAAUACCAAGAAUAACAGUUUUUGGGGGAGGUUUUUGAUUUUUGUUGUUUUUGUUUUUCCUUAAGUUUUAUUCCAGCCCUUGUGUGUAGCAGCCCCAGUGGCGGCUCAGUAGCACCUCCUUAGCACACAGGAUCUGCUCAUGUGAAUUGCUCGCCUCACCUCAGUGUUAACUCCUGUUGAAGACUAAUCCCGCUGCUCCCUCCUGGAGCGGCUCUUGCUAAUCGGGUAUACGGUAUGCCUUUUCCUCGUCAAACUGCCUAAGUCGGGGUUUGUUCUCUCCCUGAAGCAUUUGUUCAGCCGAGAAAGCUGAAGGCCUCAAGGAGAGGCUGGGCCCCAAAUGUUUACCUACUUAAGUGUGUUCUGAGGUUUCAGGUAAAUGUCUGUGAUUUUUCAUUUUCCUUACACAAAUGUUUUUGGUUUUGAUUUUUGUUUGUUUGUUUGUUUAUUUAGAAUUAAAUGCAAAAAAAUUUUUUUUGUGUGUUGUGAUAUCAAUUAAGUUUGUGACAAGAAAGGCCCCAAAUCGAAGGACGUGAGACGUGGAGCUCAUGGAAGGAGCCUCCUUUUCACUUAGUUAGGCCUGUGGCCUUCUGAGGCGCUUCCAGAGCACCUGUGGCGAGGGGAGUGCACUCGGGCAGCGCGUCCAUGUCCUGGCUCUUGUCACUGUCUGUUGGAACUUUCGUACACGGAGUUCUUGUGUUUGUCAACUUGUUUAGCUGGUUUGAGUUUACCAAAGAGUGACUUAUCCAAAAUUGUCUUUGACAAAAAUAUACAUUGCUUUGAUUGUACAGUUCAGGUUCAAACAUUGUAAUGGGACUGUUAGGGGCAGAAAACCAAUUUGAGUUAUAAAUGAUCAUGAUUCCACAUUUUGCAAGUUGCGCUUGCUCCCAUUCAUGUUGCUAAUACUUUACCCUCUCCACUGCUAGCAGUGUUAAGAAUGAAUUCUCAAGCCAUAACACAGUACUGUAAAGUUCACGGGGCUUUGAGGGAGACAGCGUCCAGGCCAGCACAGCGUUGCAUAGCUUGUCUGCACAGUCACCCUAGGUGCCUGCCAAAGGGCAUGGCUGCCAAGGGCCUUCCAUGCAGACAGGGCCGCAGCAAUUAAUUGUGCCUAGCCACAUGAGGAUGUGCCAGGAGAGCCAGCAUGGCCGCCGAGCAGGCCUCUCUCCCUGAAGCUCACUGUGUAACUCCUUGCGGACAGCAAACCUGUCCCUGUACAGUUGUAGGUUAGGUCUCUCCGUAUAGCAGAUGCACAAGUCCACUAAGAUAAACAGUAUGUGAAGACAUCUUUCACAGUGAAUUAUGUCCUGCUUCCAUACAGGCCUGUGCGUGAGUGAGUCUCUUCUCAGCUACCUUUCCACCUUAGACAAUGUGAAGACAGCCACAGCGCCCUUCCUUCCCUAUGACAUUUACCCCAUUGCACAAACUGUGAAGACGUUUUAUACUUUUGCUAACAUUUGUGGUUUUCAAUCCUUAUGUUUCUUCUCAUCAGUCCUCUGCCCUCUUGUUUCUACUAAAGCUGUAAAUACCUUUAGAAACCAUUUGUAAAUACAGUUAAAAGAUGAGUUCAUCUUCCCGGUCAGUGGAAAAGCCUCCCAAUCAAUUGGCUCUGCUUUGGCAGUUUUUGUUGUUGGGGUGUGUGUGUGUGUGUGUGUGUGUGUGUGUGUGUGUGUGUGUGUGUGUGAUGUUUAUUUGUUUGUUUUUUUAAGCAGCAGAAAGGAUACUGUCAGUUCACUGUUAAGCAGAAUAUACUGUAGAACUAAAUUGGUAAUUUUUAAAUCUCCAGAGCAUGAGUGUAUGUCUUUUUUAAUAACAGCAAGUAUAACCACCUCUUUAUUUUACCCUUAGCCCAGACCAUAGGCCUGCAUAUUUUCUGUGUGUGGUUUUAAUUUUUAACAACCUUGGUUCUGGAGAGAAUCUGCGGGAACACAAAGCAAGGGCUAGGGGAAAUGUCCGUGUGAAUGAGCUCUACCUUAGGGUGCUGUUUUAUUUUAAGCUUUCCACUUGUUACUGUGAUGCUUUUGUUGUCACUGUUGUUGUUAGAUUCUAUAAUGGUUUCCUGUGAAGCCUCCACUGAAAGGGACUCAAAUAUGCAACAUCUAAACUAUUUUCCAAGGGCUCAUGCCCCUUGAAUGGUGCUUCUAGCCUGGUCAGGGUUAUUUAUUAAAUUUUAUAUAUGAAAGUAUUGGGGAAUAUGUAAACUCUUUAUACGAGACUAUCUAGUUCUUACAUCAUAGAUUUCAUGUACUCAGUGCAGCUGAACUGUAAGUUCAGAGAAGUCAUUCAUUUUGUUCCAGAUUCGUAAUGGUCGUCAUACACGCCGUCUUCAGUAAGUGCCAGAGUUCCCACUGUUCCUGCCAGGGCUUGCCAACUCCAGGUGCCCCCUGGGUCUGGCACAGACAGGGCUAUUGCUGCUCCUGAUUAGCUCAGAGUAAGCCUCGCUCGCUGCUCUGAGUGGCAGAUUGAGCACACAGACCUCUCACAGCCCUUCAGUGACAAGAAUGCUGUGAAUGUGGCCUUGGGACUUGCAGACCAAGCUCCAGGCUGCUGCCCUGACUAGAGCAAGAGGUAAACUCACCUGCCUCCCCUGAGAACGACCGACCGUUUUCCUAAUGUGAAACCACCCCGUACCACUUUCGCAGUAGGGCUAGCAUAAUCUUCCGUUACAAAUGGCUGAGCAGUUUGAAUGACUUCACAUGGUGUCAUUAUCUUGCAAUAUAAACUGGUAACCUCACAAUGCCACACUUCAUCACCACGUGAAGUAAAUGAAGCUAGCUAAGCGGAUGCUGUAUCAACUUGUAACUUACCAUUGAGGGUUAUUUUGUAGCAUGAAUUGAAGACUAUUUAUUCAAAUGAUAUUUUACUUGUAUUCAUUUUGCUUUAGGUUUGUGACAUGAAUAUUUCAGUGCUGCUUAAUUUCAUUCUGAAUUCUUGUUUCUUGCUUGUAAAUGGCUUUUUUUAUGGUAAAGAUGCAAUGGAAAUUGCUGUUUGUAAAUAAAAAUGCUGC
This is a messenger RNA of Psammomys obesus (fat sand rat), 6347 nucleotides long. RefSeq names its product zinc finger and BTB domain containing 34 (gene Zbtb34). Gene Ontology annotation, biological process: regulation of transcription by RNA polymerase II. Lineage: Eukaryota; Metazoa; Chordata; Mammalia; Rodentia; Muridae. The transcript has 2 exons. The coding region runs from base 86 to 1588 and encodes 500 amino acids. The record is from RefSeq and is a predicted model, not a curated record. Gene Ontology annotation, molecular function: RNA polymerase II cis-regulatory region sequence-specific DNA binding; protein binding; DNA-binding transcription factor activity, RNA polymerase II-specific.